This is a messenger RNA of Epithele typhae, 1242 nucleotides long. RefSeq lists its product as uncharacterized. Bases 1 to 1242 code for a protein of 413 amino acids. The record is from RefSeq and is a predicted model, not a curated record. Lineage: Eukaryota; Fungi; Basidiomycota; Agaricomycetes; Polyporales; Epitheliaceae. The transcript is spliced from 8 exons.
AUGUUCUCCAGCGCCGUCCCGCGAGACGUUGGUCCGUCCGUGACUGAAUCGCAGGUCCGGGUCGUGCAGUCCAGCGUAUACGCGUACACUUCCGGUCUUUUCGUGGAGUCCCUUGUGUUUGGGAUGUUGGUGGUGAUCUUCUUCACGGGCACGUGGAAGGUGCUGUCGGAAAAGCAAGGGUUGGGGAUGACGAAGCGGGACAAGAUUUUUGUUAUGGCGAACGCUCUGAUGUUCGUUCUCGCGACUGUGCACUUGUCGCUGGAUGCCCAUAUCAUGGUAUCCACUGGGUUGCUCAGGGGCGCCGACCUGGCGUUAGUCUCGAAUGCUUUGAACAGCUUGAACGACUUCAACUCGUUCGGCGCGUACAAGACAGCCCUUCUUGUGGCCCAGAUGAUGAUCGGGGAUGGAUUCAUGGUUUACCGAGCAUACAUCAUUUGGAAUAGGUCUUGGGCCGUCGUGAUGCUACCUCUUGUGUGUCUCAUUGCUGAAGUCCUUCUUGGCUUCACAACUUCCUCCCUCGGCCGAUACCAUGUCGCGCCGAACAAGAUCAACGCUUGUCUGGCAGCCUUCUUCGUCUUGACUGCGGUAACCAAUGUGCUGUCGACCGCCCUCGUCUUGAAACCAGUUCUAUUUCCGCGCCAGCGUUUGCACGAAUACCACCCCGAUGGCUGGGGUCUAGGAGCAGUCAAGUGGCGGGUGAUGCGCUCCGUCCUGCACUCUGCUGCCAUCUUCACCGUCUCUUCCGUGCUCUUCGUCACCACGUUCUUCACCAGCCCACACGGCUUCGCUGUCUGCCACACCAUCUUUCUCCCCACUGUCGCUAUCGUCUUUUCCCUCACAAUCACAAGGAUGUGUCUGAACAACAGCAGCAGCAACAGCAACAAUAACAACAACAAUUCCACCUCGCGCCUCUCCCUGGCCACUGCCGACGGCCAGCAUUUCUCCCAGUCGUACCCAACCCUGCCCAUCUACACAGUCCAGAUACCCCUCCGGAGCGAGCGCGAGGAUGCGCGCCCACGCGAGCGAACGAAUAGCCGCGCGAUAACCCCGACUCCACUGAGCCCGAUCACGAUCCACGUGUCGGUGACGACGACGAGCUUGUCGGACCGGGAGAGCAGGCAAUCAACCGCGUUCGACUUUGACGGGGACAAGGCGUCGCUCGCGACCGCGAAGGAGAGCCUGGGACACGGCGACGGCGCGGGUCUGCGCGACGAGCCUUUGAAGUCGCCGAUUGAGAAAUGA